AUGACUCGAGGUGAGAUCUGUCACCUUCACAUCGGCCAGGCUGGUGUCCAGCUUGGUAACGCUGCGUGGGAGCUGUACCUCCUCGAACACGGCCUUACCCCGGACGGACACUUCAAGCCCGAACUCGCCGCAGACGACCUUUCCCAGAACGGUUCCUACGAUACUUUCUUCACUGAGACCGCCGGCGGCAAAUACGUUCCCCGCUCCGUCUUCGUCGACUUGGACCCGUCGCCCAUCGAUGAGAUUCGCACUGGUGCCUACCGUCAGCUGUUCCACCCCGAGCAGCUGAUCAGCGGCAAGGAGGAUGCCGCCAACAACUAUGCCCGUGGUCACUACACCGUUGGCAAGGAGUACGCCGAUGAGGUGCUGGAGCGCAUUCGCCGCGUUGUUGACAACUGCUCUUCCCUGCAGGGAUUCUUGAUCUUCCACUCCUUCGGUGGUGGUACCGGUUCUGGAUUUGGUGCCCUUCUGCUUGAGCGUCUCGCCAGCGAGUAUGGCAAGAAGUCCAAGCUCGAGUUCUCCGUCUACCCUUCGCCCAAGACCUCGAAUGCCGUUGUUGAGCCUUACAACGCUGUCCUGUCUACCCACAGUACCAUUGAGAACGCCGACUGUACUUUCCUGGUUGACAACGAAGCUGUCUACGACAUCUGCCGUCGUCACUUGGAUAUCCCCCGCCCCGGCUAUGAGCACCUGAACCGUCUCAUUGCUCAGGUUGUCAGCUCCAUCACCUCCAGCUUGCGCUUUGAUGGUGCUCUCAACGUCGACUUGAACGAGUUCCAGACCAACUUGGUGCCAUACCCCCGUAUUCACUACCCCCUGAUCUCUUACGCUCCUGUGAUCUCGUCCAAGCACAGCUCUCACGAGAGCUUCAAGGUCCAGGACCUUACCUACCAGUGUGUUGAGCCCCACAACCAGAUGGUUGUCUGCGAUCCCCGCAAGGGUAAGUACAUGGCCGUUGCUUUGCUGUACCGUGGUGAUGUUGUUCCCCGUGACUGCAAUGCUGCUGUUGCCGCCCUCAAGGCCCGCGAUACCUUCAACUUGGUCGAGUGGUGCCCCACUGGAUUCAAGCUUGGUAUCAACUACCAGAAGCCCGUCACCGUCCCCGACAGCGAGCUCGCCCCCGUCGACCGCUGCGUCAGCAUGCUGUCCAACACCACCGCCAUCGCGGAGGCCUGGAGCCGUCUGGACCACAAGUUCGAUCUCAUGUACUCUAAGCGUGCUUUCGUUCACUGGUACGUUGGCGAGGGUAUGGAGGAGGGUGAGUUCUCUGAGGCUCGUGAGGAUCUUGCCGCUCUUGAGAAGGAUUACGAGGAGGUUGCCGGCGACUCGCUUGACGAGCUUGACGAGGAACAAGAAUACUGA
Penicillium odoratum is the source of this 1362-nucleotide messenger RNA. Its product is annotated as tubulin alpha chain. Gene Ontology annotation, cellular component: microtubule; cytoplasm. Gene Ontology annotation, molecular function: GTP binding; structural constituent of cytoskeleton. Lineage: Eukaryota; Fungi; Ascomycota; Eurotiomycetes; Eurotiales; Aspergillaceae. Bases 1 to 1362 code for a protein of 453 amino acids. The transcript has 7 exons. Gene Ontology annotation, biological process: microtubule cytoskeleton organization; mitotic cell cycle. The record is from RefSeq and is a predicted model, not a curated record.